UGAGAAAAUUUUAAUUCAUUUUACAAUUUAGUAUUAACAUUAUGUUUCUUGUGUGAAUAGAAAAUAUAAACUAUUGCAUACUUGUUGUAUGCACCACUAAAUACAAAAUUUCGACCAAUGUGGAGUGUCCCGUGUUCAGAAGCGUAUUAAAUUGCGAUGUCUGUCGUAGAUCACUAAGAGCCUUUUGAUUAGGUUUUCGCACGUCCUAUAUCGAACAAUCGUGGGUUUUUAUGCUAUUGCAAAACCACGGAAGAGUUAUUAUAGUAAAAAGUUUGAAGUUACGUAUGGUGUGUGGUGCAGUGCAGUGGUGAGUGGUGUGGACUGCAAUGAAGCAGUGAAGACGGCUGGGGCCGAUCCAGGGUAGCUGGGUGUCAUGUUGGAAACGCGGUCCGUUCGAGCCGCAGACUCGGUGUGGGCGAACAAGCCGCUGCCGGCGCCUCACGCCAUGGCCAACUCGAGGCACGGUAAAAGUGCUCAGGACGACGUCUGUUACGUGGUAGCCAAGUAUGAUUACGCAGCCCAGGGUGCUCAAGAGCUGGACUUGCGUAAAAACGAACGUUACUUACUCCUUGAUGAUUCCAAGCAUUGGUGGCGGGUGCAGAAUGCCCGCAGCCAAUCUGGAUAUGUGCCCAGCAACUAUGUUAAAAAGGAGAAACCUUCUUUAUUUGACAGUAUUAAAAAGAAAGUUAAAAAGGGUUCUGGUUCGAAAACCUUGCCCUCUAGUGGCUCCCCAGUUCGCGGGGGCUGCGGCGGCGGGGCGGAGUCUCCUGGUGGGCGGCGUGUUGAGCCCACCGAAGCCCUAGGGACUGCUGUGGUCAAAUAUAAUUAUCAGGCGCAGCAGCCUGAUGAACUGUCUUUGACGAAGGGAACAAGAAUACUCAUUCUCGAGAAGAGCAAUGAUGGCUGGUGGAGGGGACAGUACCAGGGGCAUACUGGAUGGUUUCCAUCAAACUACACAAGUGAAGAAGAUGGCGAGGAUACAGUUCAUACAUAUGCUAUGGCGGAAAAUGUUCUUGAUAUCGUCGUUGCUCUUUACUCAUUCACCUCGAACAACGAGCAAGAGCUGUCAUUCGAGAAAGGUGAUCGCCUAGAAAUAAUUGAGAGACCACCUUCGGACCCUGAAUGGUAUAGGGCGAGGGAUUCCAGAGGGCAUGUCGGUUUGGUGCCUCGGAAUUACUUGCAGGAACUAGCUGAUUACUUGGCUCAGCCUUACAGCGAGGCCAACGAAACCGUGCCCCGCGCAGUGGGUGGGUCGAGUUCUAGUGGGGCGGGGCUUGGGACACGCGCGUGGUACUACGGGGCCAUCACACGCACGCAUUGCGACACGCUACUCAACCAGCACGGGCACGACGGGGACUUCCUUAUACGGGAUUCUGAGACUAAUGUUGGGGAUUAUUCGGUGUCCCUUAAAGCGCCGGGUCGUAACAAGCACUUCCGCGUGCACGUAGAAGCAACCCUCUAUUGUAUAGGCCAACGUAAGUUUUCCACGCUCGAUCAGCUGGUCGCGCAUUACCAACGCGCCCCAAUAUACACAAAUAAACAGGGAGAGAAGCUUUAUCUCGUCCGACCACUUCCAAGAGCCACGCAGAACUGCUGAGCGGUUCACGUUGAGAUGUGAUUCCAGACGGAAUCGGUCACUGUUCUCAGAAUUGAAUGUGCUAUAGUCAGUUUUGUAUGGGGCUGAUUUCGUAGAUAAGUGAUUCCAUACUUAAGUAUUUGAUUCCAAACGGAAUCGUUAAACAGUGAGUUUAUGAAGGUUAAAAAUUUUGUUUGCUAUACAGUCAGUUGUUUAAGGAGUUGAUUCCGUGGAGAAGCGUCUCCGUACCUGAUUCCAAGCGGAAUCGGUCACUUUUUAUGAUUUUACAGAAUUUUAUUAUUUGGUAUAGAGUCAGUUGUUUAUGGAGUUGAUUCCGUACAUAAGUGAUUCCAUAAAUGACUCCAAACAGAAUCAGUGGCUGUUUAUAAAGCUUCAAAAUGUUAUUUGGUAUAGCGUCAGUUGUUUAUGGAGUUGUCGAUUCCGUAAAGAAGUGACUCCAUACUUGAUUCCAGACGGAAACGGCCACUGUUUAUUUUCUUUCUGCCUGAAUAACAUUGUGACGUGACUGUUUCCAUUCUAAUUGAAUUUGCAAAUUGGUGUAAGCAGUUUGUUGAGGGAGGAGGAUUCCGCGACACUGACCCGGAACGUGUUUCCUAUAAAAUUACGUGUAUA
Messenger RNA from Pieris napi, 2209 nucleotides. RefSeq names its product cytoplasmic protein NCK1 (gene dock). The record is from RefSeq and is a predicted model, not a curated record. Lineage: Eukaryota; Metazoa; Arthropoda; Insecta; Lepidoptera; Pieridae. The transcript has 7 exons. Gene Ontology annotation, molecular function: protein binding. The coding region runs from base 374 to 1597 and encodes 407 amino acids.